UUUCUUUAAUUAUUGUUAUUAGAAAUAGCUAAAGUUUUAUAAUGUAUUAAGUUUUUUAGCAAGUAUCUUUUUUUGGAAACUUAUAUACGUUUCCAACGUUGCUAUAGAUCAAAUUUCCAUAUGAAAUUAAUUGUUUCAUGCUUGAGAAGUCAGAAGGAAGUAAAGAAGCAACCAAUGGAAUGAAAUUGAAAGGUUUAUGUAGUGUCCAGUGUAGUCCAAACUACAAGUCAUGAUUGGAAAGGGAAUCAUGCCUGUGGACGGAGUGACAAGUGUGCUCGAAGAAACCGACAGGACGGGUCCAGUUGCCAGUAACUUUUGCAGAGAUUUCAUACGUGGGUGUUGUAGUCGUGAUAAUUGUAGAUUCAUACACGAAAUUCCACCCACAGCUUGUCUAAAGGAGCUAUUCAGAUUUUGUCAUGACUUCCAAAAUAAAGGUUGCUACAGAAAUAACUGCAAGUUCAUUCAUAGUACUGUUGAGGAGGAGGAGAAUUUCUAUAGCAGUGGUGUACUCCCUCGGGAUUCUCGUAGUGUACCUGUGUGCCAAGCUUUCAUACAUGGAUCUUGCACCAAUCAAGACUGCAAACUAUUCCAUCCACCCGAUGUGGGUGGCAAAGAAGUAAUGCCAGUACUUAUGGUUCCAGGACCAACAUAUAAUCGUCCAUUGCUACCAGUGAGGGAUGAUGAUUCACCACCUGAGGCUAAGUUUAGAAGAUUUGCUUAUGAAAAUACUAUUGACAAACAAAUACUAAAUACAACAAAUAUAUGUCGAAAUUGUGAGACUUUGGACCAUAAGGUUAAAUUACUGCAUGAUAAUAUCAGUGUACUGUUAAAAAAAGUGGCAGAAUUGACAGAGAAAAAUGUACAAUUAACAUCAAUGAAUGAAUUUUUGUUGGAACAGACAGCAUCAAUAAGAAGUGAACAAUCUUGUGUUAUUACAUCACGACAUGGCACUUCUGCUCCUGUAUCUCUUGCUACUGUGAGUGUGACACCAGUUGUAAGCCUUGCUGGAGCUCUUCCAACAUUGGUCCCUGCAGCAGCCACUCCCAAUCUAGCAUUAGCACCAGCUGCCUCUCGUGCCCAGCUAUUAACACCAGCUCCUCAGAUACUUACAGUGAGUACUACUCAACAGCUUGUUGGGAAUUCUGGAGCUCUGAUAGUCACUAGUGCUGGUGCCCAACAGUUAAUGCAAGUUAGUGACUCUGGCACUCUAAUGGGAGGUGGGCAAACUGUGGUGGUAACACCUGCACAAUUAACACUAGCACCACCUGCUCAGCAGUUGAUGAGUAAUUCACAGACAACUGUACAACAGUUAGUACAACAGUCAGCUUUACAAUCUCAAGUAGUCUCUCAACACCAGGCACCGCAGUUUGCAGCUGCACAGCAGUCAGUACAACAUCUUGCUGCAGCACAGCAGUCUGCUCAGCAUCUAGCUGCAGCACAACAGUCUGCUCAGCAUUUGGCAGCCCAACAAUCUGCACAACACUUGGCUGCACAGCAGUCAGCCCAACAUUUGGCAGUACAGCAGUCAGCACAACAUCUGGCUGCACAACAGUCAGCUCAACAUUUGGCAGCACAACAAUCUGCGCAACAUUUGGCUGCACAACAGUCUGCCCAGCACUUGGCUGCACAACAAUCAGCACAGCAUUUAGCAGCGCAACAGUCUGCCCAGCACUUGGCAGCUCAACAGUCAGCACAGCACUUAGCUGCUGCUCAGCAAUCGGCACAACAGUUGGCAGCUGCAGCACAGCAGUCAGCCCAACAAAUAGUUGCUCAGCAGUCAGCCCAGCAACUUGCUGCUCAACAAUCUGCACAGCAACAGCUAGUGCCAUCUGCCCAACACUUGGUCCAUCAGACAUCUACUCAACAGUUAACUAUAUCCACUGCUAGUCAGCCUAUGGCACUGCCAAAUUCACAAGCACAGCCAAUAACAUUCCCAAUAAUAUCCCAAAGUAUACUGCCUCACUAAAAUCUGGAUUUUAUUCAAGUGUUAACAAGUGAUGUAUAUGAAGAGUGGAAUAGUAGAUAAACAUUCAUGUAUCUCUUAUUAGUAAAGAUAACAUGUAUGCCUAUGACUACCUAUAAUAGCAAGUGUGUGAUUUCAUUUUCAGUUUAUUUAGCAACAGAUACUGUUUUAGCCAAAAAUAUAGACAUCUGAAUUAUAUAUGGUAGUUGAUUGAUCAGUAUUUUUAUGGUUAAGAUGUUUGUCCACUUAUUUUUGUAAUAUUUGAAUUCAACAAAAUAUUUUUAUCUGCAACUUUUUUAAACAUUGUCAUAUUACAAUUAAUGCAAUUUUAAAUAUUAUAAUAGUGGUUUUACCUGCAUUAAAUAUAUCAAAAUAAAAUAUAGCCUAUGUAGCAUUCUGAUGCAUAAGCUAUAUUACUGUAAAGUUUUAUUAAAAUCUGCUUAGUAGUUUUAGUGUGAAAGAGUAAUAAACAUCCCAUACUUAAAAACUUUAUAAAUGUGAGAUGUAUUUAAUUAGUGUUGUUAUUUUUAAGAACACAUUUCAAAACUGGCAUAAAUAUGUAUUGUUUAGUAUAAUUAUAAACUUUGUAAUGUAAUUAAGCUAAACUUUAUAGCUGAGGGGAAUUAAGAGUAAUUUAUUAACUUAGGUAUAACUUAACAGUUUCUAACUUAUUGGGAUUCACUCUAAAUUACUUUUAUUUUUUUACUAAUAAUAAGCUGUUAUUGCUGCUACUAUCCCUGAGU
Messenger RNA from Achroia grisella, 2706 nucleotides. RefSeq lists its product as uncharacterized. The transcript has a single exon. NCBI's taxonomy places the organism in Eukaryota, Metazoa, Arthropoda, Insecta, Lepidoptera, Pyralidae. Gene Ontology annotation, molecular function: metal ion binding. The record is from RefSeq and is a predicted model, not a curated record. Bases 230 to 1966 code for a protein of 578 amino acids.